Messenger RNA from Pyricularia pennisetigena, 1212 nucleotides. RefSeq lists its product as uncharacterized. The coding region runs from base 1 to 1212 and encodes 403 amino acids. The record is from RefSeq and is a predicted model, not a curated record. Gene Ontology annotation, biological process: cytoplasmic translation; tRNA methylation. Gene Ontology annotation, cellular component: cytoplasm. Lineage: Eukaryota; Fungi; Ascomycota; Sordariomycetes; Magnaporthales; Pyriculariaceae. The transcript has 2 exons. Gene Ontology annotation, molecular function: tRNA methyltransferase activity.
AUGGGAAAGUCGUCCAAGGACAAGCGCGAUGCCUACUACCGGCUUGCCAAGGAGCAAGGCUGGAGGGCCAGAAGCGCAUUCAAGCUUCUGCAACUCGACGAGGAGUUUGACUUGUUUGCCAAUGUAACCCGAGUAGUCGACUUGUGUGCUGCUCCGGGAAGUUGGUCACAGGUGCUCUCCAGGGUCCUGAUCAAGGGCGAGAAAUUUGGCAGGACAGCAUGGCAGGAUGAUGAGGCCAAAUUCCGGAGGCAGAUGCUCCACAUAUUCGAUGGUCAAGGUCAAGAAUCUACCGUCGAUGGCCCGGGAGAACCGUCAGUGACGGAUGAGGAAUUAAAGCCGCGCAAGGACGUCAAGAUUGUGUCCAUCGACCUGCAACCCAUCAGCCCCCUGCCAGGUAUCGUCACGUUGAGGGCAGACAUCACACACCCUGCGACGGUGCCACUGCUUCUCAAGGCUCUCGAUCCAGGCUACGACCCCAAGUCGAUGAGCCAACAGGCCUCGCACCCAGUGGACUUGGUCCUGAGCGAUGGCGCACCCGACGUGACGGGGCUUCACGACCUGGAUAUAUAUGUGCAGUCGCAGCUGCUCUUUGCCGCGCUGAACCUCGCGCUCUGCGUCCUCAAGCCCGGCGGCAAGUUUGUCGCCAAGAUAUUCAGGGGCCGCAACGUGGAUGUGCUCUACGCCCAGCUCAAGGUCUUCUUCGAGAAGGUCAUUGUGGCCAAGCCUCGGUCCUCCAGGGCAAGCAGUGUCGAAGCCUUCAUUGUCUGCCUCAACUUUCAACCCCCGGCCGGCUUCAAGGCAAGCCUGGACGAACCCCUGGGCGUGGGCUACCGUCUUCCGCAGAUGGUCCAAUCCAGGGAGCAGUCCGCGCCCAUAAUAGCGGAUACCCUAAUGCAGGAUUGGAACAGUGGCACGUGGAGUCGGUCGUCCGGUGACAAGACUGCUUCUGCUUCCCGUCAGCAGAGCGAGAUGGUCGAGGUUGAGCUGGAGGACUUGACGCCUGAGGAGCCCAAACAAGACGUUCGUUGGAUUGCUCCGUUCAUUGCGUGUGGAGACCUUUCAUCGUACGACUCGGACGCCUCAUAUCAGCUGCCGGAAGACCACGUCUCGUUGGACCCUGUGCAGCCGCCUACUGCUCCGCCUUACAAGCGCGCACUAGAGAUGAGAAAGCUAGCAGGCGGGGCUUAUGGGAAGACCGGUGUCAAAGCAUAG